AUGCCGGUGGUGAAGAAGAUCUGCCCGCCGCCGCUGCACGGCGCCCCGGCCAUCUCCGCCGCGGCAGACUUCUUGGGCACGUCGGCCGCCGCCGACGACAUGGCGGCGGCGCGGCGCUUCCGCUCCUUCUCCUCCUGGAACUCGUCGCUCACGAUGGCGUGGUACCGGCACUCCAUGCUGCAGAAGGCGCGCUCGCCGCGGUACAUGAAGAUGUCCUCCCCGUCCAGCGGCCGCCGGCACAUGUCGCAGCACGACAGGAACUCCGCCACGCGGAACGCCGCACCGCCAACGCCGCCGGGCCGGGCGGACGCCGGGACGCAGCCUCUGCCGCCGCACAGGCUGGUGGCGCACCGCCCGCUGCACCCGAGCUCCGACACCUCCAGCCGCGCCGCGCGCCGCGGGAUGGACACCCUCGGCACCGCCAACGCGGCGGGCUGA
Molecule: messenger RNA, 438 nt
Organism: Miscanthus lutarioriparius
Lineage: Eukaryota; Viridiplantae; Streptophyta; Magnoliopsida; Poales; Poaceae
Source: the annotation of a GenBank genome assembly